Messenger RNA from Aspergillus melleus, 717 nucleotides. RefSeq names its product OBAP family protein. The record is from RefSeq and is a predicted model, not a curated record. Bases 1 to 717 code for a protein of 238 amino acids. Lineage: Eukaryota; Fungi; Ascomycota; Eurotiomycetes; Eurotiales; Aspergillaceae. The transcript is spliced from 3 exons.
AUGUCCGAGUCCGAGUCCAAGUCCCAGUCUACCUCCACCGACCAGGGAGGCCCCCCUCUAUCUACCAAAAGCCAUGUCCUUGAGACAGGUGCCAGCAUAACCCAGGACUUCACUCCCGUCAAGCAGAUCUGUGCACAUUUGAACGCGUUCCACGUCUACGCGGAUGAUCCGACUCGGUGCGUCGAGGCGAAUCAUUACUGUGCGCAUGUUUCGGAAGAUGUCCGCCAAUGCCUCCUCUACUCCUCCCCCUCCGCGAACGCCAAGCUCCUGGGCGUCGAAUACAUGAUCUCGCCGCGUCUCUACAAGACGCUGCCCCCCGAAGAGCGCGCGCUCUGGCACACGCACGAAUACGAAGUCAAAAGCGGAAUGCUGAUCAUGCCGCUCCCCAGCACGGCGCCGGUGCCGUCGGCGGCGUGGAAUGCGGCCGAGACGUCCGAAAUGAAGGACGUGGCGCCGCUGUAUGGCAAGACGUAUCACUUCUGGCAGGUCGAUCGGGGAGAUGCGGUGCCGAUGGGGGCGCCGAAGUUGAUGGGGAGUUUUGUGUCGGAUGAGACGGUGAAGAGGGCUUGUGGGGAGGGGGGGAUGGAGGCGUUGUGUGAGGAGAGGGAUCGCAGGUUUGGGGUGGAUUUCAAGGAGAAGAGGGAGUUGAGGAAGGAGAUUGAGGGGGUGGAGAGGCAUCCUGAUGCCGAUGCGAUGUGGAAACAGAAUGACAAGUGA